Messenger RNA from Phytomonas sp. Hart1, 261 nucleotides. The record is from the annotation of a GenBank genome assembly. Lineage: Eukaryota; Euglenozoa; Kinetoplastea; Trypanosomatida; Trypanosomatidae.
AUGGGGAAUAACAGCUAUAAUCAGGGCUGGUUACCCAACAGGGGGGAAAUUGAGGAACAUUCACCGGAGAUCAAGAUCCAGAGAAUGGGGUCCACUGGCUAUUCGGAUUGGAACUCUGUGAAGUCUCCCGCGAGCGAGGGAGACAUCAACACGGCAGGCGAAAUUAGCAUCAAGAGCCGCACAUCCUCAUUCAAGGAGAUAUUGUCAGGCGGUAAACGCGGGUACAGACACAAUCCCUAUUCAUUUCACGCAGACUCAUAA